AGACGACGAAGAAGAAGAAGACACCGGAAGUAGGGAAAACUUCGUUCCUGGUGAAGCAGCGUGCAAUGGCGGAGACUAGGAGUAGCCAAUCUUGCAGCGUACCUUUUUGUUCUAAUUCGAAAAAGAAACAGCCGUAUUUGUCGUUUCAUAGCUUUCCAAGCGAUGAAAGUAUUAAGAGACGUUGGAUUUGGGCUAUUCGCAGAGACGAGGGAGAGGAAUUUACUGUGAGGAAGGGCAGCACUUUUGUGUGUGCUAUGCACUUCACGGAUGAUGAAGUUCGCGUCCAUCCACAGUCCGGCCGUAAACAUCUUACACCACAUGCGGUGCCUUCCAGGUUUUCAUGGAACAACUGGGGAGAAGUUAAAGAGGAGGCAAAAAGUACGGUCUGUUAUGAGCUGGAAGAGGAACACGUUGAAAUGGAGUGUGUUGAUGUGGCGCUGCCUCAGCAGGAGCACGACUACAACAGCCGCCCUCCUCCGGGUGCUCUUGAUGAGGCACUGGAGAAAAUAAAGGAGCUGGAGGAACUGGUCACAAGCCUUACCAUCUCUCGAGCGCUGCUAGAUAGAUGGUGCGUGUCUGAUGAAGACUUUAAGUACUUCACGAGGUUUCCAAACAAAAACAUCUUUUUUGUUUUUUGGAGAUCUGUUGAGCCAUCUGCAUCCAAUAUUGUGUACUGGUCCAAAGCCAAAAGGAUUGGAAUUUCAACUGCAGAGGAGGAGGUUGUGACACCAAGCCCUAAGCGCAAGAUGCAACCCAUUGAUGAGUUUUUCAUGUUUUGCCUGUGUGUUGCUGUUGGUCUUAGAGAGAGAGUUUUGGCUGAGAUAUUUCAAGUGAGCACUUCUACAGUGAAUCGCAUUGUAAUAACAUGGUCAAACUAUUUAACCCUUGUGUUGGGAUCAAUUCAAAUCUGGAUGACCCAGGAGCAGGUGCGAUGGACAAUGCCUGUGAAAUUUCAGCGAGACUGUCCAAACGUGAGGGUCAUUAUUGACUGCACAGAGUUGAGAUGUGAGUGCCCAGAGGCAAAUACCCUCCAUCCUGAAACAUUCUCAGCCUACAAGUCCCAUACAACCUUCAAGGGUUUAAUUGGUGUGGCACCCUGUGGUGCAAUCACAUUUAUAUCAAAGCUAUUCACUGGCUCCAUUUCAGACAAGGAGUUGACAAAGCAGGCAGGAAUCUUGGACUUACUGGAACCAGGUGACGAGGUGAUCGCAGAUAAAGGCUUCCUCAUUCAGAAGUUAUUUGAGGAUGUUAGGGCAAAAUUAAUCAUCCCCCCUUUCAAGCAGCGUGAUCAGUUUAGCAUAGCGGAAACUGAGAGAAACCAGGCCAUUUCCAGCCUCAGCAUACUUGUUAAACGGGCAAUCAGACGAGUUAAAGAGUACCACAUUUGGGAUUCCCCUGUUCCCCUCACUUUAGCAGACACUGUCAAUCAGAUGUGGUCUUGUUGUUGCAUGAUGGCAAAUUAUCAGGGUCCUUUAGAUCUUGAAGGUGAGAUAAAUAUUGGAAAGAGUGAAAACUGAUGCUGUGUCCCAAUUUGCAUACUUGUACUACACCCUAAAAGUAUGUACUUUUUUUUUUUUUAAUGAAAAAAUAUCUACUUUUGAGUGUGUGACAGAGUAUGCAAGCUUUGGGACGUACUACUUCCUCGUUAACAGAUCGCUGUGUUGCUUAGUUACGAGCCCAGUCAAUCAUCCACAAAUCAACCACAUUUCUGUCAUAUUUAAUUUCCUACCUUAUUGGAGAAGCAGCAGAAUAAUCUCCCGUUCACGAGUCUUUCUUGCAGAGAAAUCUCCUCAGGCCUUUGGAUAAUUAUGCAAUGAGAUGUUAAUGUCCAAACACAUCUUUUUAUAAGUUCAGGAUUGUUGUUGCAGAUGAAAUACGACACAGACAACACGAUGGGCUAGAUAUUAAUUAACAGUCAUACAAACAUCUUUACCGAGGUCUCUGUACUUGACGGUUGGCUUUGCGCGUCCACCAUGUUUGUUGUUGUUGUUUUUUUUUUUUACACCUUUCACUUACAUUUGUAGUUCUAAUCCAAUUCACGUCCAACACGCAAUGUAUUGUGGGCAAUAUCAGCGAUUAGUGUAUGGACGGUUCUACGCUUAAAUUUUUACCUUAAAUGGUAAACCAUCUGGGAACCUUUGGCAUACUCUUCAACAUACUAUGAUUUGGGACAUACUAAUUCUAUUUUCAAAUACUAUUUAGGACGGAUAGUAUGCAAAUUGAGACGCAGCAUCCGUAAUAUCAACAACCAACACCUCCUGCUCACCAGCCAGUAACAUCGCCCACCAGCACCACCUCCAGACAGGACUUUCUGUAUGAAAUUUGUACAAAGUUUAUACUAAAAUGAAAAAGAAACAAGGGUUUAUGAAUACCUCCUCAUGUACAGGAGUGGAGGUGAAUGAGUUCAAUUUAACUUGCUCAGAGAAACACUCUUGCUGUCAAACAUUGUUUACUCUACAGAGUUUAAUGGUGAAGGAAUUGAUCCAAUAUGUCUAUUGAUGGAAGGUUUGAGAAUAAAUCUCAUGCUCCCUUGUAAAGUAUUUUGCAUUAUUUUCAAAAUACAAUAUUUUAUUUUGAUACUUGUGGCUGCUGUAUUUUGUAGUUUAUUUUGAUACAUGUAAAAUUGAGGUAUUUGGCAUUUUAAGAUACAUUUCAAUGUAUUUUUGCACAUCC
Messenger RNA from Danio aesculapii, 2673 nucleotides. RefSeq lists its product as uncharacterized. The transcript is spliced from 2 exons. The record is from RefSeq and is a predicted model, not a curated record. The coding region runs from base 66 to 1517 and encodes 483 amino acids. Lineage: Eukaryota; Metazoa; Chordata; Actinopteri; Cypriniformes; Danionidae.